Gregarina niphandrodes is the source of this 1812-nucleotide messenger RNA. RefSeq lists its product as hypothetical. The record is from RefSeq and is a predicted model, not a curated record. The coding region runs from base 1 to 1812 and encodes 603 amino acids. Lineage: Eukaryota; Apicomplexa; Conoidasida; Eugregarinorida; Gregarinidae. The transcript has a single exon.
AUGCCAGAAGGCUUAGAUACACGUACUUUAGGUACACCUGCGGAUGGGCAGGACCGCCUGCGAGAAGAAGAAGCGCAGGAUCGCGUGCGAGAGGAGGACCAUCCGGGAGUGAGACACAGCUCAAGAGAAAACUCCCAUCGCUACGUCUCUGCACCUGUCGUACGACGUAGACAACGAAACGAGCCAUAUGGUUCAGUCGACAGGAGAAUGCAAGAACGUCGUCGAGAUCGUCGUCGAGAUGAACACGACCGAAGAAGAGGCCGGGAGCUAAACCCCGGAAGUAGCUGGCAAUGCCCAAGCUGCUCGCAGGCCAGACAACUCGCCGAAGAAUUGCUGGCCGUUCUGAAGCACAGUGAGGACCGCGGAACCAUCCCCCCCGAAAGCAUCACCCCCGGACACAUCUCCCGCGGACGCAUCCCGCCGCCGAACGACUUAGAAAGCGAUAAUGAUUCGUUCCAAGGAGACAUCGAAAUGCUCCAGAAACAUGAGACCGACUGUUAUGACAGUCAAGGAAGCUCUGAUGAGAGCUUUAAGAAACGCGGCAACCCCCGCGAAGAAGAACACGAAGAAAAACAACACCGGUUACAGACCAACAGGCUCGGCCCGAAUGCGAGCCACUCGCGACCCGAAAAACCGGCCGGGAAGUCAGCCACAGCCGGGAAGUCUUUCCCCCGCAAUUCGUACUCGGACACAACCCGUCUGAACUCGGAGUGUACCGAAGCCAUCCGUAAUGGCUCCGCCGCGAAUAGACUUGACCCAUCGCUGGACCCCUCGGUAGCCUUGCCCUCUUCACCUAUCCCGUCAGGACCUGUUCCUGGAGAACUUGGUCCUUCGGGAUCUGGUCUUUGGGAGUUCAGUCCGAGCCCGGAUAGUCCCUUGGUGUUCACGUCACCGUGGUGUCCGGACACGCCCGGCACGAUAACCUACCUGAGACCCCCUAGCAGCAGCGAGCGCGAACCUGUUGACCCUCCGACAGUUGAGCCGCCGGCCCUGAGUCCUGAGGAGCCGACCCCGACUCUUGAGGGGUCGCUCGUUGACCGAGCUGCUGUUGAAGCGAACGCAGUGUGGAGCCCAGUAUUUGAGUCCCAGGAGAGUCCCUCGCCUGCGAGUAGCAAUUCCAAGGCUGAUGAACUGUCAAAAGCUCGAAAAGCGCCGUCACCACGUCGUGGCACGCCCGCGCCGGGUCACCGAUCGAAAGCCGUAAACGUCCGGCUGGGUCGAGGACGGGGCAAAGAAUUAAUGACCACUGGAGGUACCCGUGUGGGAGGGACUCGUAUGGGAGGUACCCGUAUGGGAGGGACUCGUAUGGAAGGGACUCGUAUGGGAGACACCAUUACUCAGAAUCUGGCGUAUGCCGGUGUGAGGAAUGAAGCGAGAAAUGAACACCCCCAAGACGAAGAAGCCAGAGAUGAAGGUGCAGGUGGGGAAGUUAGUGGGGCGGUUCAAGUGGGUCAGGAUCAAGUGGGUCAGGGUCAAGUGGGUCAGGACUACGUGAUUGAUGGUUAUGUGAUUCCGGCUCUGGAUGCUGUGCGUGAAAGGUUGUUAUUGUGCUUGUCGCACAACGUGGGCACAGGCAGACGGAACCCACGAGUCACCUGCCCGAUUACCGGAGUAGACCUCGUGGUAUCCGCCAGAAAGUCUCUUCGUGUGCGUCGCUGGCGGCCCUGGUGCGAGCACUGUCUCAUUACUCACCCACCACAGACCUUCAGUAGCACUAAGGACACCGCAAUGGAGCUUAUGGUCUUGAUCCUGCAUUCAUGCCAACUGCCUACAAAAUUCGACCCCCGGUUUUUCUCGGAUCUCUUCAACUAA